CUGAUCUUCCAUUCCUUUCCACGUUAUAUACAUAUAACAUUUAACAAGUAAUUUACAUUAUUAAUUAUUAUGUAUUAACAACUAGUUUAUUAUUAUUAAUAAUUAGGUUCCAUCCAUUAACAUUUCACAAAACUACACUCUUCUUUCUUCUUCUUCUUCUUCUUCUUAUUCUUUCCAAUGGAGCAAAGAUUACUUGAGAUCAACGUUAUAUCCGCCAGAGAUCUCAACGAUGUAAACAUCAUGACCAAGAUGGACGUCUACGUCGUCGUUUCACUCUCCGGCGACUCUCAACAAACCAAAACCAACGUACACCGUGGCUCCGGCACAAACCCCACCUGGAACUUCCCCGUCAAAUUCACCAUCAACGACUCAUCAGCUGACUCCGCCGCCCAACACAGAAAUCUAGUUUUCACCCUCUUCUGCGACAGAGCCCUCGGCGAUAAAGAAAUCGGCCAAGUGAACGUCCCGGUCAAGGAGCUUCUCGACUCUGCUGCCACGUCAUCAUCCACACAGUUCGUGAGUUACCAGGUUAGAAAACCCUCCGGCAAACCCAAAGGCGAACUCCAUUUCUCCUAUAAGCUCAGCCCACCACAACAACUCACAGAGAAACCCGUUAAGUUUUAUCCUACGGUGGAGGUGGGCCCCACGGCCAUGGUGGCCACUCCACCCUGGCCAGUUGUUGGGGGUUAUAUUCCGGUGCAACCGGGUGUAGGGUACGGACAAGGUGGGUCCUAUCACUACUACGCUCCGCCACCUGGCCCACCGCCACCUCCUCAUCAUCAUAAUAUAUAUCCUCCUACACCGCACGGUUAUGGGUCGUACCCGCCUCCGCCGCCACCUGGAUAUGGAUACCCGAAUGGACCGGGUUAUGGGUACCCGCCACAUCAGCAAGGUGUGGGAUUUUGAUUGGAGAUGGGGCUGGAUUUGAUUUUUAAUGUAAUUUAAUUUAUUAUUAAUAUUAAUAUUAAUGUUUUUUUUUCUUUAUUAAGAGCUUGGAAAAAGUUAAUUAAGUAAUUAAUAUGAAAGAUAAAUAUUCUGACU
Cannabis sativa is the source of this 1041-nucleotide messenger RNA. RefSeq names its product protein SRC2. Gene Ontology annotation, biological process: defense response. Bases 178 to 906 code for a protein of 242 amino acids. NCBI's taxonomy places the organism in Eukaryota, Viridiplantae, Streptophyta, Magnoliopsida, Rosales, Cannabaceae. The record is from RefSeq and is a predicted model, not a curated record. The transcript has a single exon.